GCCCCGCCCCCUUGUAGCGGCAGUUUCUUUUCGCUUUUCCCCGUUUGUCCUGGCAAACGAUACGAGCUGCUCAUGACUCCCGCCAGCGCGCUCUGUUCCCGCGCGCACCCGUGGCGCGCACUCUCCCGCGGCACCGCUGUCUGCUCUGGCGAUGCCCGGUGAUUGCCAAUCCCGUUCUCUGGGCCCGACCGCAUGUUGGGGUCGGAAUCCUCGCCGCCGCCGCCGCCGCCGCCUUCUGCUGGCUCUCGGGGCAGCGGAGAUGGUACUCGGGGGUCUGAUCGUGGCAGUCAGCUGCGCCGCUCUGGCGCUCACCUCCUCGGCCAGGGUCAGGCAUUCAUGUCCUUUCUGGGCCGGUUUCUCGGUGCUUUUAUCAGGGCUAAUUGGUGUUGUUUCCUGGAAAAGACCCAUCUCCCUGGUGAUUACCUUCUUCAUGCUGCUGUCAGCUGUGUGUGUGAUACUGAACCUGGCUGGCUCCAUCCUUUCCUGUCAGAAUGCUCAGAUGGUGACCUCCCUGGAGAAGUGUCACCUGUAUAAAUUUGAUGGUGAUGGUGUGUGUGUUUGCUGUGAAAUUCAGGAGCAAACAAAAGGCUGCAGCAGCUUUACUGAAACACUGAAACUUAACCCAUUCCGACAGUGUGGCAUAGUGCAUCUAGCUUUAAAGGAUCUUUUAUUCAGCAUCUGUGCACUGAAUGUUAUCUCUACCAUCAUAUGUGCCUUGGCGACUGUGAUAUGCUGUAUGCAGGUGGCCACAGCUGAUAUUGUGCAGAUGCUUAUUCCACAGAGAGUUCCAAAUCCUGAGUGCGCGUCUCCCCAUGGUACAGUUCUGCAGCAACCACUGGAUUUUGACGAGUUCAUCCCUCCUCUACCACCUCCGCCAUACUAUCCUCCAGAAUAUACCUGUAGCCCAGGAGCUGAGACCCAGAGAAACUUGCACCUGGACUUCCCUCCCUCCCCCUUCAGCACCAUUAACAGCCCCAGCUGCCUCUACCCUGCAGAGCUGCCUCCCCCAUAUGAAGCUGCAGUUGGACAAAUCUCUACUAAUCAGGGCAGCACACUGGAUCACCACAGCUCAGAGUCUUCGCAGAAUUCCAGUUCCAGUCUGUCUGAGAGGAAUAUCUUCACAGCCUUCAGUACACAAGUGCCUGUGGACAAUGUCUUGCUGACAUUGUGUGAAUCUGCUGAUAUCCUAGAACAAAAUGGCAUGUCCAUGGAUUGCUGUUCAGUUGAAAUUCAGGAAUCUGUACACUCUGCAGCCAGUGUGAUACCUGCCACAACCACAGACCAUGGUUGCACCAGUUUGGAGGCUGAUAUUGGGGGGCAAUGCAGGACUUAUUCAGAAAGUUUCUGUGAGGAGGGAAACAAUUCACCAGAUCUGUCACUGGGCUCUGUAAGCUGGCAAGAGCACAGAUUGUCAGAAUGUUCUGCAGUGAGUUCCAACACAGUGGAGAAAAUCCUCCAAACACCAUCCCAGGCCUGCACUUUAUCACUCAAACAAAUUAAAAUGUGCUGUGGAGUCUUCAGGCAGUCCUCAUCUGCCACUGUGCCUGACAGAGUCAGGCGACCCGCUCAACAGAAGACUGGUGGGAACAGAAUAAUCCGAUCUAGUAGUGAUCCUGCCUCCUGCACGUCUACAAAAGCUCAUUAUCAUGAACUUCAUUUUGUCACUUUGAGCCAUCUUGCCAAACGUUUCCAGUCGAUAAAACAGCAGAGUUACAUGGUGAAGAUGGAUGGGCACGGAGAGCAGCAAGCACUGCAGGAAGUCUCUAGGGAGCGACCCCACUCUCUUGUUGACCUGAAAGCCUACAAGGACACAAAAAUAUUGGUGGCUAAAUUCUUGCAGCAUUCAAACUGCAACCUUGCUCCUGAGGUACAACAUAUAAUCAACAGCAUCCGAUCUGUCAUCAGGUUAGAUGAGCAACACAUGGAGGAAGCUAUUUAUAGUGCCAACAUCAUUGACCAGGUGAUGACAAGUUCUCAACCAAUGAAUGUGAUAAGUUUGCGAUUACAGGAGAAUCUUCACCUUCUUAGCUGUGGUGAUGUCAGCUCACCAACAGCUUCAGUAUGGACUGUCCAAGUAGACCACAGAUUUGAACAUGAGCAGCCACAGUUUAGUUUGAUAGAUGUGUGCAAAGAGACAAUUCUGUGAGACCUGCUGUGUGGAUUGUGCCAUUUCAGAUUAAAAGAAUGUGGACAGGCAAGGGACAGAUUGGUCUACAUUCAAACUUGGAGCUAAAUAUCAACUUUCCUAAGGUCAGCACAGUGGCUCAAUGCUGCUACACAAUGCCAGGGACCUGGAUUUGA
Molecule: messenger RNA, 2301 nt
Organism: Chiloscyllium plagiosum (whitespotted bambooshark)
Lineage: Eukaryota; Metazoa; Chordata; Chondrichthyes; Orectolobiformes; Hemiscylliidae
Gene: entrep2
Product: endosomal transmembrane epsin interactor 2
Cellular component (GO): membrane
Source: RefSeq, a predicted model, not a curated record